UCCCUGUCCCUCGGUCAGCGCGGCGCCCGCCCGCCCCGCAUCUGCCCUUAGCUGCUGACUCCGCCCCGCAUCUGUCCGGAACCGCCUCGCAUCAGAGGCGACCCAGUGCGCUCCUGCCAGUCAGUCCCUCCGGACCUGCGGCGAGUCUCGGGCUGCCGAAAUCAGCGUGCGUCACUCGCCUCAACAGUGUGACUGGGUCUGCUGGUGGCUUUUUCUGGGUGUGAACAGCUGCUGGGCCCAUAGCUUUGAGAAAGCAUCCUUCUCUCUCCCAAGAGAGCCUCCUCUCUGUGCUCAGAGAGAUGGGCAGUGGGGAGCCCAAUCCUGCUGGCAAGAAAAAGAAAUAUCUCAAGGCUGCCCUGUACGUGGGUGACUUGGACCCAGAUGUCACUGAGGAUAUGCUUUAUAAAAAGUUCAGACCUGCUGGCCCCCUGCGCUUCACCAGAAUCUGCCGUGACCCCGAGACACGCAGUCCCCUGGGAUAUGGCUAUGUCAACUUCCGCUUUCCUGCAGAUGCCGAGUGGGCCCUGAACACCAUGAACUUUGAUCUGAUCAAUGGCAAACCAUUCCGCCUCAUGUGGUCUCAGCCAGAUGACCGCCUAAGGAAGUCUGGAGUUGGAAAUAUAUUCAUCAAAAACCUGGACAAAUCCAUAGACAACCGGGCCCUUUUCUAUUUGUUUUCUGCCUUUGGGAACAUUCUGUCCUGCAAAGUUGUGUGCGAUGACAACGGCUCAAAGGGUUAUGCCUACGUGCACUUCGAGAGCCUGGCGGCUGCCAACAGAGCCAUCUGGCACAUGAACGGCGUGCGGCUCAAUAACCGCCAGGUGUACGUUGGCCGCUUCAAAUUCCCGGAGGAGCGGGCCGCCGAAGUGAGGACCAGGGACAGAGCGACUUUCACCAAUGUCUUCGUGAAAAACUUUGGCGAUGAAAUAGACGAUGAGAAACUGAAGGGCAUUUUCAGUGAAUAUGGGCCAACGGAGAGCGUCAAGGUCAUAAGAGAUGCAAGCGGGAAAUCCAAAGGCUUCGGAUUUGUACGGUAUGAGACGCACGAGGCUGCGCAAAAGGCUGUGCUUGACUUGCACGGCAAGUCCCUGGACGGCAAGGUCCUGUACGUGGGGCGGGCACAGAAGAAAAUCGAAAGGCUGGCGGAGCUAAGGCGACGAUUCCAGCGGCUGAAAGUCAAAGAAAAGAGCCGGCCUCCCGGGGUACCCAUCUAUAUUAAAAACCUGGAUGAGACCAUCGAUGAUGAGAAACUAAAGGAGGAAUUUUCUGUCUUCGGAUCCAUCAGCCGAGCCAAAGUGAUGGUGGAAGUCGGGCAAGGCAAAGGGUUCGGUGUCGUCUGCUUCUCCUCAUUUGAAGAAGCUACCAAAGCCGUGGAUGAGAUGAAUGGGCGUAUAGUGGGCUCCAGGCCGCUGCACGUGACCCUGGGCCAAGCCAGGGGCAGGUGGUGAGAAAAACAAUGAAUACUCAGUCUGUUUCAGCCUUAAGCUGCUGCCUACUUACUUUGGGUUACUCGUGUGAAGAGGUUAUUUUAUGCCAGUUCACAGGUGUUUUUUUAAAGUGAAUAUUUUCUUUUAAAAAAGGUAAAACUAGAAAACCAUGUUCAUUUUAGUGAAGAACAUAAUUUCUAACUGUAAAACUGUCAUUUUGUACUAUUUUUUGAUGUAAUACUCUUAGGGAUAUGGAGAAUAAAAUUCAUUCCUCCACUCAUUUGUUUUCCUAAAUGAGUCAGGAUGAGGUAAUUGACCGAAUAUGUUUCUUUGCUUAUUUUCAAUAAUACUUUAAUUUCUUCUGUGUACAGAUUCUCAAAAUGGUUUAUAUGUCUGGUUCUAUCACACUGAAAACUCACUUGCUUUUUCUGAAAUCAGUAGUGCAGGGGAAAUAUAUGUGAUGCAGUUAUCAUUUAUGCACAAUUUCACUUUAAGUUAUUACUUCAUAUGAAUAUUCUUUCCAAAAGAUGUAUGCAUUGUUUCUUCCCUUUAUUUAUUUAAAUUAUUUUCACUUUCAAAUAUAUUUUGGGCAUACCACAAACUUAACAGUGACUGUGACUAAGUGUCAGGAGUUUUCUUUGUGAACUUAAUACCUAGUGACAUAAGAAUAUUGGUGGUUUCUCUAUUCAUACAUUAGCAUAUUAACAAUCUAGGCAUUAAUGAUUUAAAUUAUGAGUUUCAUCUUAAAAACUUUUCCUCACACAUUUGAUAUUGGACAACAUUUUCAGGAGCAUUCUUAUGACUCAUUUUUCUAAACUCCUUUGUAUGUAUACUUGAGGAGCAUCUAUUAAAGUUGUCAUUCUCUCUUGUAAAUUGUUCAAUGUAUCCAUGGGAAAAUACUCAGAGACAUUUCAAAGUGAAGGAAAAGGUCAAAUCACUUGACUUCAUCUAUCAUAUGAGAGUUAUUAAUCCACUAUGCUUCUCUUUCUGUGAGGUUGCUUGACAGUUGGUACAGAAUGUCCUGUCCUUCGUUACAGUGACAUUAUUUAGCUUAUAAUUUCUAGGCUACACAUUUUCUGGAUUUCACUCACUGUUCCCUCUUCUUCCCACCCAUCUACAGUCCAUCCAUAUUACACUUAGUGUUUUGUUUCCUUUGGAUGGGCUUUCUUUUAAUAUGCAUUUUGAAGCAGAGAAAUAAAUGCCUAAUUUUUAUAACAUUUACAUAAUUAAUUUAAAAAUUAUGAUUCAUUCAUACCGCAGAUUGAACGAUAAGAAAAUGUUUUAUGUUUUCAGUUUUUAUGUUUUUACAUAAAAAUCUUUAGAUCCAUACAAAAUUCAAUGGGAGUAUAUGAUUUCUUAACAUUUUUGUUAGCAAUUUGCCCAUAGAAUAAGGAGAGUAAGCUAUUUCUAUGUAAUUAUCUAUAAAUUACAUGUAUCUUCAUUAUUAGAUAUUUUCAAAUGGAAAUCACUUUUUAAAAUUUUAAUCAUAGUACCUGCUGAUUGUAACAAAUGCACACAAUGCAAAAAUUUCUAAGGACAGUAAAAUUCCCAUAGUUCAGAGAUAACUAAUAUUGAUAUUUUCUGUAUGUAAUAUGCUUCUAUGCCUUUUUCCUGUUUAUGCACACAGUUUUACAAACAGAAAACAUACUUCAUGUACUGUGAUGUGUUUUGCUAAAAUUUUCAACAUAAUCAUGUUUUCACGUCAAUAAAUAUUAAUCUGUAUCAUCAUGUUAGUGGCUGCAUAGUAUUUCAUGUGUGGAUGUGUAUGAUAACUUAUUCAAAUACUUCAAUAUUGAAUAUGAAAUGUAUAGCAUUUUCAGUACAUUCUACAUUUGUAAACAG
Messenger RNA from Artibeus jamaicensis (Jamaican fruit-eating bat), 3269 nucleotides. It is a transcript of the gene PABPC5, whose product is annotated as poly(A) binding protein cytoplasmic 5. Bases 300 to 1448 code for a protein of 382 amino acids. The record is from RefSeq and is a predicted model, not a curated record. Gene Ontology annotation, cellular component: ribonucleoprotein complex. Gene Ontology annotation, molecular function: RNA binding. NCBI's taxonomy places the organism in Eukaryota, Metazoa, Chordata, Mammalia, Chiroptera, Phyllostomidae. The transcript is spliced from 2 exons.